UUGUUGCAGGUUAGGAGUAUUUCCGCACUGAGGGGUGGCUAAGCAAAUCAUUGUAACAUUGUAUACAACACUGCAAGCUUCCCAGUGUUCGCCUGGACUUGAGAAUGAGUCUCGCGUGUUUAAAGGAGGACUUCGUGCGCUAACCAUUUGUCAAAUACAUGCUAGGCAGUAAUGGAUCUUUUUCUUCACGUGGAAUUUCGCUGGAUUCGGGUUGUACUGCUUCUUUGUUUAUGGGAUGUAUAUUCCGGCCAGACAGUAUAUUCAGUAACAGAGGAGGUGAAUAGAGGAACAGUGAUUGGGAAUAUAGCAAAAGACCUUAAUCUGAACGUUCAGGAGCUUGAAUCACGUAUGUUUCAGAUUGUACCUGGACUGUAUUCACAGUAUUUUAAGGUCGAUUUAAAGACUGGGCUUCUGGUGGUCAAUGGCCGAAUAGAUCGAGAUGAGUUAUGUCCGGGUAAUGUAAAAUGUUCUCUGAAGAUAGAGGUUAUUGCGCAUGGUCCUACGUAUAUGAGUCAAGUGGAAAUAAAUGUUUUAGAUAUCAACGACAAUCCACCAACCUUUCCUGUCCAAUCGUAUGCAUUAAACAUACCAGAGCACGCUUUCCAGGGAGACCGGUUUCUUUUGCAAAUGGCUAGUGACGCUGAUAUUAGCAGCAAUGCAGUAAGAACAUACACACUCAGUCCAAACGAACAUUUCUCUCUGGAUGUACAAAAUAGCCACGAACAAGGUGUAUCAGCAGAACUUGUACUGCAGAAGGCUUUAGACCGAGAGAAACAACCCGAAAUUCGCCUUGUAUUAAGUGCUGUUGAUGGGGGUAAACCUCCAAAAUCGGGGACACUGGAUAUCACGGUGCACGUCAUUGAUGUCAACGACAAUACGCCAACUUUCAGCAAAUCACUGUAUAAAACUAAAUUGCUUGAAAAUGCAUCAUUUGGAACAACUGUAAUUACAGUGAAUGCAACCGAUGAUGACGAAGGUCUAAAUGGACAAAUUAUCUACUCGUUGGCGGGACAUGGCAAUGUAAAGCAAAAACAGCCAUUUGCGAUUCACCCUGAUUCUGGGGUUAUAACUGUUACUGGACUUAUUGACUACGAGGAAACUCCGGCAUAUGAACUACGCGUCCAAGCAAUGGAUAAAGGAAACCCUCCUAGAGUUGGUCACUGCAAAAUCCUAAUUGAAGUUGUGGAUCUAAAUGACAAUGCUCCUGAAAUGUCAAUAACGCCACUGCUGAAUACUUUGGCCGAAGACGUUAAGCUGCAAACAGCUGUGGCUUUAAUCACCGUUUCUGACAGAGAUGCUGGUAAAAAUAAUGUAGUACACUGUCAAAUUGCCGACGCCUCGCCCUUCAAACUUGAGUCCUCUUACAACAAUUACUUGUCUUUAGUGGUCGACGGGCCUCUGGAUAGAGAAAGCACAUCUCAAUACAACAUCACAAUUAAAGCUACAGACGAAGGGAAUCCGCCUUUGUCCAACUCAAUUAUAUUUACUGUUCAUAUUUCCGAUGUAAAUGACAACGCUCCCAAAUUCCAGGAGCCUGUCAUAAACGUUUACUUGAAAGAGAACAGUCUUGUUGGCAGUACAAUAUUAAAAGUGACAGCACAUGAUGCAGACAUUAAAGAGAACGCAGACAUCAAAUACACCAUAGUAGACGUGAAGAAUAACGACACUCCCCUGUCUAAUUAUAUCAGCAUAAACGCCGAGACAGGUGAAAUACUCAGCGCGAAAUCGUUUAAUUUUGAAGAAUUUAAACAGUUCAGAUUUCUGAUCCAGGCUACCGACUCUGCAACACCUGCACUUAGCAGCAGCACAAGUGUAAACGUUUUUAUUUUGGAUGAGAAUGACAACAGCCCUGUUAUUCUCCCACCUUAUUCUGACCAAGGUUCCGUUAACUCUGAGAACAUUCCCUACUCUGCUGAAGCGGGCUACUUUGUGGCCAAGAUCAGGGCUGUAGACGCAGACUCUGGUUACAAUGCGCUGCUCUCUUACCACAUAUCUGAACCCAAAGGCACGAACCUCUUCAGAAUCGGAACCAGCUCUGGAGAAAUACGAACUAAAAGGCGAAUGAGUGACAAUGACUUAAAAACACACCCGCUCAUCAUCAUGGUGUCUGACGAUGGAGAACCUUCCCUAUCAGCGACGGUGUCUAUUGAUGUUGUGGUUUCUGAAGGUGUCACUGACAUGCAGAAACCCCUAGGUCAAGUACCACUAAAGGACGAUACUUUUUCCGAUCUAAAUCUGUACUUGCUCAUCGCCAUCACCUCAGUAUCAGCGAUCUUUCUAUUGAGUCUCAUCACUUUAAUAGCAGUGAAAUGCAACAGGACUGACGGUCUUUUCAGCACCUGCAGCGCCCCUAUGAUCACCACUCACCCAGACGGGAGCUGGUCUUACUCUAAAACGACCCAGCAGUACGACGUGUGUUUUAGCUCAGACACAAUGAAGAGUGACGUAGUAGUGUUCCCAUCACCGUUCCCGCUGGAUGCGGAACUGAUCAGUAUUGAUGGGGGAGACACUUAUAAAAGGACACAAACGCUCUCCAACACCAAGACGGUAAAGAGCAACGUGUGAUUUACUUAUGUUCUUAUGUUUUAUUUGGUGCCAUGUUACCCGACUAGUGCAUACAUUUUACAGGAGUCGUUGUGAUUGUUUACAUAAUCUAUGUAUGUGUACACCAACAUAAUUUACACAAACAGCACACUGUCUUACCCGGCUCUUAUUUGAAGGUGAAUGGAGUCUAACGCAUUUUAGUCAUUGACAUGCUGCUAAAUAACUCACCUGCACUAUAUAAAGUACACUUUUAAAAACACUUGUCAUACUGUUGAGCUGUUAAUAGGAUUUUGAAUAGAGCAUAUUUCUGAGUAUUGAUUAUAACCCAUAAUAUAUCCAAGAUCAAGGUGAAGCUCCUAUUGCUUUUAGGUGAAACUAGUUAGUUGGAUAUACAUUUAAUGAAAAUGCCUGUCUAUUUGUUGUCUUGUUCUUAAUCUGUUGGUGUUUUGGCAUUGUCUACAAUUGUACAUUUUAGCUGUCCUAAAAGAUCCCUGUACCAAGACACAUUUUAUGCAAGAUCUUUUAAAGGGACUUUUAACUGAUCUGUUUUGUGUUAUGGGAAAGCGUCAUUAGUGGUUAUAGGCUAUACAGUGUUUUGUUUCAAACCCUUUGCUUCCACAAACUGCUAGAAAUGUACUAGAGUGUCUUCAUCUUUUUGACAUAGUAUUAAAGUACUGUAGACCCA
Molecule: messenger RNA, 3229 nt
Organism: Clupea harengus (Atlantic herring)
Lineage: Eukaryota; Metazoa; Chordata; Actinopteri; Clupeiformes; Clupeidae
Product: protocadherin alpha-2-like
Biological process (GO): homophilic cell-cell adhesion
Cellular component (GO): plasma membrane
Molecular function (GO): calcium ion binding
Source: RefSeq, a predicted model, not a curated record